Lotus japonicus is the source of this 1533-nucleotide messenger RNA. Its product is annotated as probable receptor-like protein kinase At1g30570. NCBI's taxonomy places the organism in Eukaryota, Viridiplantae, Streptophyta, Magnoliopsida, Fabales, Fabaceae. Gene Ontology annotation, cellular component: plasmodesma; plasma membrane. Gene Ontology annotation, biological process: protein autophosphorylation. Gene Ontology annotation, molecular function: ATP binding; transmembrane receptor protein tyrosine kinase activity. Bases 245 to 1315 code for a protein of 356 amino acids. The record is from RefSeq and is a predicted model, not a curated record. The transcript is spliced from 3 exons.
GUCAAACGUUCUGAAUCGGGGAAACAAGUAAAUGAAACAAAAAGGCGGUGGGUGAUGAGAAAACAUCUUAUCUUAUUCAACUCUCACAAAGGGCACUGCCACUGGAGGGGUUGUAUUUGUUCCUGCCUUCAUCUUCAGGUUCUUCUUUUUUCUAAGGUUAGCCAUGAAGACUCAAGACAAGUUCAUUAGCUGAAUUUUCAUGGUUACUGACAAGUGACAACCAAACAUAAAUCAAACGGGAACAAUGCUUCUCAGACAUAUGGGAUCCUGUUUUUCAAGUCAAAACAGUUCCUCUAAAAAGCAGUACUCUCGAACAGUGAUAGAAGAGUUAUACCCUCAAUUUUCUCUGGCUGAUCUCAGAAAAGCAACCAACAACUUUGAUGAGAACCGAAUCAUAGGAAGAGGAGCCUUCGGAGACGUGUACGAAGGUUUUCUAAAACAUGAUGCUGAAACUGAUUAUACAGUUGCAUUGAAGCGCAUGUAUAGAAAAUCACGGCAAGGGAUCACUGAGUUCAAGAAUGAGGUUUUGUUGUUGUGUCAGCUUCAUCACCCUAAUUUGGUCUCUCUUAUAGGAUUCUAUGAGGACAAAAAUGAGACAAUUAUUUUGUACGAGUACAUGCCUAAUGGAUCUCUCCAUAAUCAUUUAUAUGGCAAGCAUAUGGAACCAUUGCCAUGGAAGAAAAGGCUAGAAAUAUGCAUAGGAGUAGCUCAUGGACUGCACUACCUUCACACAGGAGCUAAGCGCACCAUCUUUCACCAAAAUCUCAACCUCAGUACUAUUCUUUUGGAUAUAAAUAUGGUGCCAAAACUCACCGGAUUCGGGCUUUCUAUAUUGGGACCACGUUUAGGUACAUCUGGUUACAAUGCCAUAAACAAUGCAUUCACAGUUGAUUAUGAUGUUUAUUCCUUUGGUGUGAUUCUACUAUUAGUGGUAUGCACAAAGGACAAGAAAACAAUUUUUGACAAGUUUAACAGAUUGGAGAGCCAAGAUUCAGGGGAGAGCAAAAGAGCAGAUUCAGAGAAGUUUAUCAAUGUCACGCCAGGUACCAUGGAUAUAUAUGACUUGGUGCAUAGGUUCCCUGUUGAGGAGAUGAUUGAUCCAGUUCUCGUGGGAAAUAUUUCACAAGCGUGUUGGGAAGUAUUUAUAAACAUUGCAGAAAGAUGCUUGAAGCAGGAACCGACUGAGCGACCAACGAUGGGUGAAGUAGAGGUGGAACUUGAGCAUUCUCUAGCAAAGCAGGAGGAAGCAGAUGCCAGCAAGACUAGUGAUUAUAUCUUACAUUCCUCAACCAUUUUCAAUGAUGAGCUAGAGUAGGAGUGCCAAUUUUAGUUUAGAAUAAUAACCUCUUGCUUUGUUACAAUGGCAAUAGAUUACUAAGGAACAGAAUGGAACACCACUGGAAUAGCCUAACCCUAUACUCUCACUUGAUGGAAUGACAAUCCUUUUAUUUGUCUACAGUCUACACCAUUGUCCAUUGGAAUCUUGUUUUGUUUGUUUUUGUUGACAUAAAAUGUGAUGAUCUGUUUUAUAAA